Messenger RNA from Gaeumannomyces tritici R3-111a-1, 1506 nucleotides. Its product is annotated as PAP2 domain-containing protein. Gene Ontology annotation, molecular function: phosphatidate phosphatase activity. The record is from RefSeq and is a predicted model, not a curated record. Bases 1 to 1506 code for a protein of 501 amino acids. NCBI's taxonomy places the organism in Eukaryota, Fungi, Ascomycota, Sordariomycetes, Magnaporthales, Magnaporthaceae. Gene Ontology annotation, biological process: phospholipid metabolic process. The transcript has 2 exons.
AUGCUAGGGAACGGUGUCGAUGAUUACGAUAGAAGCACUCACCACAACAAAUCACGCAAUUUCUUCAACAGCCUCUCCUCUUCGCACUCGUACGCCAGGAUGGACGACUUUCGGGGCCCAGCCCCUCGCCGCCAGAAGGGCACGCCGCUCCUGCUGCUGUCCUCGUAUGUCUUUGACUGGAUCAUCCUGCUCGUUGUCGGAGCAAUCGGGCUCUGGCUCGGCAAGAUGAAGCCAAACAUGCGCCCGUUCCAGCUGGAAAGCCCUCACAUAUCAUUCCCUUUUACCGAGAAGGAAACCGUACCAAUGGUCACAGCCGGCAUCGUUAACACCCUUGGCCCCAUCGUCAUAAUCACCAUCAUCUCCCUGGUGAUGGUACCCGGAUCGACCGUGCCUCCAGGAACGCCAAAGGGGCUGAUUUGGAGGAGGAAACUCUGGGAGCUUCACCAGGGCCUGCUUGGCCUGGCUCUGUCGUGUUGCGGCGCCUGGUUUGUUACCAAUGGCAUGAAGAACAUGUUCGGCCGACCGCGCCCCGACAUGCUGUCCCGCUGCAUGCCCGAUCUCGAGAACGUCGCCAUGUACGUCGUUGGCGGCAUUGCCAACACCACCAGCAACGGCCAGCUGGUCAGCGCCAAUAUCUGCACCAACGCAAACGCCGCCAAGUUGGAGGAUGGGUUCCGCUCCUUCCCCAGCGGCCACAGCUCGUCUUCGUCGGCAGGCCUGCUGUACCUGUCGCUCUUCAUUGCGUCCAAGUUUGCCAUCACCAUCCCCUUCCUAGCCCCCGCGAGCUACGCCAACGCCGCCGGCUUCAGCGCAUUUCCGUCGCGCCUGCGCCGAUCUAACACACCGUCGAGCGACAUGUACGAGCUGGUCGAUCGGAGACAGGUUGUUCCCCAGACUGACGGAACCACCAGUGGCGCCAUGGCCGGAGAGGAGCUCUCGAGGCCCGGCGACCCGCAGGCUGCUAAGCGCAUCGCCUCGCACACGCGUGCCGUCGCUGCCGUUCGCCUGUCUGCCGCCGCCCCGCCCCUCUAUCUUCUGUUGAUCGCCUGUCUCCCCACCUUCGUUGCCAUCUUCAUCUCGAGUUCGCGCUGGUUCGACUUCCGCCACCACGCCUUCGACAUUAUGUUUGGGUUCGUCAUCGGUGUUAUCACUGCCGUCUUCGCCUUCCGUUACUACCAUCUGCCCAUCUCCCAAGGCGCCGGCUGGGCUUGGGGUCCUCGCAGCAACGACAAGGCCUACUGGGCCGGAAUCGGCAGCUACAGCUACGCCACCAACAGGGACGACUGGUCACGCACAGGCGACGAGGAGGAGGCUGUCGGCUCCCACCCCAGCCUUGCUGCCGUGAACACCGACUACGACAGCGUCAGGCGGACCCACAUGGGCAGCAGGAGCGGCACCGGUACAGGCAGCACCAUUGGUGCCAUGAAGCGAGGCGAGAACAGCAGCAUGGCCUCCCGCGCGUCGCCGCCACCAGCAAAUCACAUGGACGGCGACAACAGGAUCUAA